UUUACUAUCACGGAGAUUAUGACCACACUUGCUCGAAGUCGCAAGCUGUAGACACAUCCCUGCGAUACCAUCUGCGGAAAAACUGCAGAAACGCGCGCGCGAAUUUUCCGGUUUGACACUUCCGCCGCGUCAAGAUGAAUCCGCCCACGCUUUCCCCCGUAUCUGUCGACAGUUUCCGCGCGUCUCGGGUUGCGACGUAAGGUGCGCUUUUCCGGCCUGUGCCAGUGCUUGCCGCGUUUUUCCGAGUGCAAUAUUUAUACGCGACAUGGUGGAUCUUAAGAACGAGCCGGCGCCAGCGCCGAAAAAAUCCCGCGGGAUAUCCAUGACUACCGUGAAGAACUGGCUGAUGCCCGAUAAGAAAAUUUCCGUGGAAACCCCCAAGUUUCAGAAGAUGCCGGAAACUUUUUUGCGGUCGCUGAGACGGCGAUCGUUGCGCAUCAAGAGGACUAAAUCUUUGGUGUUACCGGAAAAGAGGAAAUCUGAUUCCUUCGUGAAUAGCCAGGAAUGGACUCUGUCCAGGGCUGUUCCAGACCUGCGUUUGGGUAUCGUGGGUUCGUUAUCUUCUGGCAAGUCAGCGCUGGUUCAUCGCUACCUAACGGGUUCCUACAUGCAGGAGGAAUCCCCAGAAGGUGGAAGGUUCAAGAAGGAAAUUCUAGUCGAUAAUCAGAGCUAUCUUUUGCUGAUCAGGGACGAAGGAGGGGCCCCUGAACUACAGUUUACCGCGUGGGUUGACGCUGUGAUCUUCGUGUUCAGCUUGGAAAACGAAUCAUCUUUCAACGCUAUCUACAACUACUACACCAAGAUGUCGCAUUACAGAAAUUCCGCUGAGAUUCCUCUCAUUCUAGUUGGUACCCAAGAUGCAAUAAGCGAGAACAACCCACGUGUAAUCGAUGAUUCACGUGCUAGAAAAUUGGCAAACGAUCUGAAAAGAUGCUCCUACUACGAAACAUGCGCCACCUACGGCUUGAACGUGGAACGUGUUUUCCAAGACGCAUGUCAGAAAAUUGUACAACAACGGCUAUCAUCUUCAACGUCCUGCUUGACUCCAACGAAUUCCAGACCAUCAACUCCAAACAAUCACUUUCAUCAGAGACAUUUUGGUCCUAUAACCACACAAUCAACAAAUGGAAUUGGACAAUCACCAACGACAAAUAUGUCGCCUAGUCAUAACUACGCUUUAAGUCUUAAGGAUACUGCUAAUGUUAUCGGUAAUCGUCAACAGCACACCCUCUCAUCGUCGACUCAUCAUUUGUACAGACAAACGGAUAAAGAUCCAAUAUUUAGGUCGUACGAAGAGAAGUGGAACUCGUCAUCUUCCACCCUUGGAAGCCACGGCUCCUCUCAAGGACUCGUGGUGCAAACGGUACCAACUGAGAACAAUAAUGUGACAAAAUACGCACCCUCUCACGCACUGGACAAUGUACAAAACACGCAAAAUAACUCAAAAGACCCCAAAGAUCUCCCCACUCCAAGUUCCACACCUACAACUUCGAGAAAAAGCCGCAGAAGAUCAAACCUGUUUACAACUUCCAAAAAAGGAGAGGAAAAAUUGAAGAACGGCGGUGAUUUCGGCAGUGGUAGGGCAAUUCCUCUGAAACAAGGCUACUUGUACAAGAAGAGUAGCAAACCCUUGAAUAAAGAUUGGAAGAAGAAGUAUGUCACCUUAUGCGAUGAUGGUAGAUUGACCUAUCAUCCCAGUCUGCAUGACUACAUGGAUGAUGUUCAUGGCAAAGAGAUUUCUUUGCAAUACGUGACUGUGAAGGUACCUGGACAAAAGCCUAGGGGUUCCAGAUCUAUAAUUACAGUGGUUGGAGCGAAUGGGAGCAAUGUAAUCAAUGACGGCAUUGGUGGGCUGUCCAUUGGAGCAAAAGACAAAGGUGUUACUGAAAGAGGCUUACUGAGUGCUUUGGAUGUAGUGAAGGAUCCUAGCUCGAAAUACUCCCAAGCAAGCGGUGAUGAAGGUAUGGUGCUGUCAAACAGCAGUACCUUCCUGAAUGGGGAGGGUUUGAAAACAGAAACGCCCAAUGUAAAGAAGAGACAUCGAAGAAUGAAGAGUAGUGGAGUCAAAAAUUCAGAAUAUGAUGAUCCGGAUGGCUAUGAAUUUUACAUAGUUUCGCUGGAUAACAAGCAGUGGCACUUUGAGGCCGCAAGUUCUGAAGAGAGAGACGAAUGGGUUGCGGCUAUCGAACAGCAGAUUUUGAAUUCUUUGCAGUUGAGCGAAUCUUCACAAGUUAAGAAGCAAACAAGUAGCGCGGAAGCAGCUACUAUACUGUCGAUACGAACAAGAGUCCCUGGGAAUGGAUUUUGUGUUGACUGUGAUGCUCCAAAUCCAGAUUGGGCAAGUCUAAAUUUGGGAGUCCUUAUGUGUAUAGAAUGCUCUGGAAUUCACAGAAAUUUGGGUUCUCAUAUAUCAAGGGUUCGUUCACUGGACUUGGACAAGUGGCCACCCGGCCACCUUAGUGUUAUGUUAGCUAUAGGAAACACGCUGGCGAAUUCAGUGUGGGAGUGCAAUAGUCAAGGUAGGACAAAACCUACCCCAAAUUCUAGUCGUGAAGAGAAGGAACAGUGGAUCAGAUGGAAAUAUGAGAGUAAAGACUUCCUACCUGCACCUAGCAAUACAAUGCCUUUGGGUCAGCAGUUGGUGGACGUCGUUUGUAGUGCUAAUAUAAAAUCAAUAAUACACGUAUUGGCACAGGCAAAUACUGAACAGGUCAACGCUCACGUUUCUCCGAGAGAUCUGAGGACACCCCUACAUCUGGCUUGUGCAAUGGGUAACUUAGCAGUGGCUCAACUUUUGAUCUGGCAUAACGCCAAUGUCAAAAGCAUCGAUCAAGACGGUCGUACCCCCUUGGCCUACGCUAGAGCUGCGCUAAGUAUAGCAAUCGCCAAAAGCCAGACAAACAACACGCCAAACUCAGAAGCGAAUGUUGCAAGUUGCAGGAGUUUGAUUGAGCUCCUUAUAUCAUACGGUUGUCCAGAACUUUCUACAUUUGUUCCUGGUAGCGGAACACUUCCUCGGCGCAGAGGUAGCCAAGCCAUUCAACAUUUAGAAAAGUUACCCUCCAGCAUUCUUUAGUGACGAGAAAAACGCACGAGUUGUCCCCCUAUUGAUUGAAAGGCAUAUUAUGUAAUGAUGGUUAAGAUAGUGAGUUGAAAUAAUCACUUUCACAGGUUAAAUUGGAAUUGAAAAUAUUUGAUUCUAUGUGUUCAAUGGAAUUUCCACUUUUUGAAUAUUUUUUCAGUGUAGAUCAAUGAUCUUCAUGAAGAUCAGACAAGGUGUUCAAUCAAACCCCACGUCUCCAAUGGUUGUCCAUGUUGUCAAUAACUUCUUUUUGUCUCCAAUUAUUCGCUUCAUUCAUGGACAUCCAUUUCGCCUUCUACUUUUGGACUGAUUAGGAAGAAAUAAAUUUGUAUUUAAAGAUUAGUCGAAAUAGCUGAACAAUCACUACUUAGAACAGUCUUGAUGUAUGAUAAUGAAAAAUUACAUAGUAAUCACUAGCUUUUCGUGAAGAAAUUCGUUGUUCGGAAUUUACAUUUGACUGCCUCUGAUUGUGAUGAAAAUUUGAAUCUCGUAUCCUUUAGUUCCAGUUCAGAUAUUGAGGUAGUAUAACUGUAUAACGUAAAUAGAUCACAAACCAUUUAGAAAAUGAGGGACGGAUCAUAUUCAGUGCUGUAAAAAUCUUGCAAUGUCUAUCUUUUUUUUUAUUAAUUGUUAUGCCCUCCUGUAUUCAAAAGUAUUCUUUUAAAAUCAAGUUACGAGUAAAGUGUUUCUUUGAAAACCUUGACUUCAAAGAAAUCUGAGCGUGAUGAAAAAAAAUUAAUAUUUGCCAAAAGACAAUCCACAAGAAAUGACGACAAAGCCGCAGGUAUAUUAAUUUAUUUUUCAAAUAUCCGCCACCAGUUUUACAUAUUAAUCCUAUAUUGCAACAAUACCAUGAUAUAAACUAUUUUUUCAUCACUUAUAAAUUCAUUUCAAUGAUUCAGUAACUCAUUUGAAAUAUUUAAUGAUUUUUCUAUUGAAUAAAAAUAAUAUAGGUGGAUUCUUGAGGGUGAUGAAACUGAGAGACUUGAGUUAGCAAAAAAAUUCAACUGUGGUGCAAUAUGACGUUUCUUCAAACAAAUUAGAGGGAAGUUUUUCGACAAUUUUUUAUUUCUACCUGCUGUAUAUCUCUGGUGUCCCAAUUCAAAUAGUUUGUUUCCAAGUGGUUCAUGUUUAAAAUACUUCACUGAUUGCAAUAUCAUAUUUUCAACUACGGCACGUACUUAUUUUAUUCUCCGUGUAGUGAAUUCGAUGUACUUAUGUACGUAAUUUUUGUUGUUUGAUUCGCAAAUAGAAGAAAAACAGUCUAAAAACUUUCAUUGACUAAAGAAUCUUUUUUAUGUGUAUUUACCCUAGUGAUAGCGAUUUAUUUAUUAUAUCUAUUUGUAUGAGUUGCAGUGUCGUGUAUUAUGUCUAAUUUUUCUAGCUGGAAAUACUCGUUUUGUUAUUUUUUUGUACAUAACUUCGCCAAAGAAAUUGUAUCUUAUAUUGUUUUGUAUAUAUGAGUCAAAUUUUGUACAGAAAUUAUAUAUGUUGUUCUUCCUUACAUAAAAUGUUAUUUGAUUCUUAAAA
Molecule: messenger RNA, 4612 nt
Organism: Coccinella septempunctata (seven-spotted ladybird)
Lineage: Eukaryota; Metazoa; Arthropoda; Insecta; Coleoptera; Coccinellidae
Product: centaurin-gamma-1A
Exons: 12
Coding region: 266-3076 (936 amino acids)
Cellular component (GO): nucleus
Molecular function (GO): GTPase activator activity; GTPase activity; protein binding
Source: RefSeq, a predicted model, not a curated record